AUGAAGUUCCUCGGGAAGCCCAGGAGCCAGACAGCUGUUUCUCUGCCUAUUUGCUUGCUCAUUUGGAACAUUCUGCAACCAGGGCACAGCCACCUUUACAGCAACCGCUACGCUGGUGAUAAGGUAAUAAGAGUUACCCCCAGUACAAAAGAGGAAGUAUAUGUACUGAAGAAAAUAUCCCACCAGCUUAAGGUGGACCUGUGGCAGCCCAGCAGUAUCUCCUAUGUCUCAAAGGGGACAGUUACUGAUGUCCAUAUUCCCCAAAAUGGUUCCCGAGCUCUGUUAGACUUCUUACAGGAAGCCAACAUCCCAUACAAGAUCCUCAUAGAAGAUCUUCAGAAAGCACUGGAAAAGGGAAGCAGUUUGCAAGCCCAGAGAAAUCGAAGAUCCCUCUCUGAAUAUAAUUAUGAAGUUUAUCAUUCCUUAGAAGAAAUUCAAAAUUGGAUGCAUAAUCUGAAUAAUACUCAUUCAGGCCUCAUUCACAUGUUCCCUAUUGGAAAAUCAUAUGAGGGAAGAUCUCUUUUCAUUUUAAAGCUGGGCAGGAGAUCACGAGCUUACAAAAGAGCUGUCUGGAUGGACUGUGGUAUUCAUGCAAGAGAAUGGAUUGGUCCUGCCUUUUGUCAGUGGUUUGUAAAAGAAGCUCUUCUAACCUACAGGAGUGAUCCAAUCAUGAGAAAAAUGAUGAAUCAUCUGUAUUUCUAUAUCAUGCCUGUGUUUAAUGUUGAUGGAUACCAUUUCAGCUGGACCAGUGAUCGAUUUUGGAGAAAAACAAGGUCAAGGAACUCAAGGUUUCGGUGCCGCGGAGUGGAUGCCAACCGGAACUGGAGAGUGAAGUGGUGCGCUGAAGGAGCUUCUAUGCACCCUUGUGAUGAUACAUACUGUGGACCUUUCCCAGAAUCUGAACCAGAAGUAAAAGCUGUAGCUAACUUCCUUCGAAAACACAAGAAGCACAUUAGAGCUUACCUCUCCUUUCAUGCAUAUGCUCAGAUGUUGCUGUAUCCCUAUUCUUACAAAUAUGCAACAAUCCCCAAUUUUAGCUGUGUGGAAUCUGCAGCUUAUAAAGCUGUGAAUGCACUUCGAUCAGUAUAUGGGGUACGGUACAGAUAUGGACCCGCCUCCAGCACAUUGUAUGUGAGUUCUGGUAGCUCAAUGGAUUGGGCCUACAAAAAUGGAAUACCCUACACAUUUGCUUUUGAACUACGUGACACUGGGCAUUUUGGAUUUUUACUCCCAGAGGCUCUCAUCAAACCCACCUGUACGGAGACCAUGCUCGCUGUGAAGAAUAUCACAGUGCACCUACUCAAGAAGUGUCCCUGA
Messenger RNA from Phyllostomus hastatus (greater spear-nosed bat), 1317 nucleotides. RefSeq names its product carboxypeptidase A6 (gene CPA6). The coding region runs from base 1 to 1317 and encodes 438 amino acids. The record is from RefSeq and is a predicted model, not a curated record. Gene Ontology annotation, biological process: proteolysis. The transcript is spliced from 11 exons. NCBI's taxonomy places the organism in Eukaryota, Metazoa, Chordata, Mammalia, Chiroptera, Phyllostomidae. Gene Ontology annotation, molecular function: metallocarboxypeptidase activity; zinc ion binding.